AUGGGGUUUUAUCGGAUUAUAGAGAUCGGACAAUUGCAGUUCGACUGGGCCCUUAUCAUGGCUAUGAUAGAGCGGUGGCGACCGGAGACACACACAUUUCAUCUACUUAUCGGCGAGGCUACCAUCACGCUAGAGGACGUGGAGGCUCUAUUCGGGUUGCCCGUUGAUGGUAUGCUUGUAGCUUACCCAUUUGCUCUUAGCGACUAUACGGGAGAGAACUACCUAUAUAUGUUGCAGAGGCUCACCGGUUUCCAGCUUGCGGAGCCGACUGCUUUGAGUGGUGCCAGUCGAUUGCAGUUGCUGCCCGUUAGGCAGCAUCUGGUGGCGCUACAUACGGAGAUUACUGAUGACUCAUCGCCAGAGGAUAUCGAUUGGCAGACGAGGUUGUUGCUGAUGAUGAUGUUUGGUGGUAUUCUGUUUUCGAACACUUCGGGAAACCUAGUUAGCUUGCGAUUUCUACAUCAUUUGGAGCGGCUAUAUGAGUUACCUGGUUACAACUGGGGUAGAGCUGUUCUAGCUUACCUUUAUAGGCAGCUGUGCCGGUCGUCCAUGGACACUGUGAGAGACGUUGACGGUUUUAUACAGUUGCUGCAAGUUUGGACCUGGGAGCGGUUCCAGCCACAUCUGCCACCGAUAGCUCCAAAUGCACCACCCCCAGCGUUUCUCCAAACAGCUAGGAGAUGGGUAGAUAGGCUAGGUCACGCCCCCAAGGUCGAGGCUCGACAUCAUCUCCCUUAUUACAGGGAUCUGUUAGAUUUACUUGAAGACGCUCAGUUCAUAUGGAGGCCCAACAGUGACGUGCUCAUAGCUGGAUUGCCAGGUUAUUUCUCCCGCGGUCGAGCUAUGUGGAUGUCUUCGGUCCCACUUAUAUGUCUCGAGACAGUCGAGCAUCAUGCCACAGAGUGA
Molecule: messenger RNA, 906 nt
Organism: Nicotiana tabacum (common tobacco)
Lineage: Eukaryota; Viridiplantae; Streptophyta; Magnoliopsida; Solanales; Solanaceae
Source: RefSeq, a predicted model, not a curated record